This is a messenger RNA of Lampris incognitus (smalleye Pacific opah), 4055 nucleotides long. RefSeq names its product neutral sphingomyelinase (N-SMase) activation associated factor (gene nsmaf). Lineage: Eukaryota; Metazoa; Chordata; Actinopteri; Lampriformes; Lampridae. The transcript has 31 exons. The record is from RefSeq and is a predicted model, not a curated record. Gene Ontology annotation, molecular function: protein binding. The coding region runs from base 145 to 2883 and encodes 912 amino acids.
GCGAGUGAAGGCGAGCGUCCGUCGGGACUCAUGAGGAGUUGAGGGGGAAGACGAGCGCGGCGCUGAAGCGGGUCCGAGUCUGCGCCUCAGCUGGUCCGGGCGGUCGGCGUGUGGAGAGACCGGGGGGAGGAUGGUGUCGCAGUCAUGGCUUUCUUAAAGAUUAGCGAACGGUGCAAAGAGAGAUUUUCUUUGCUGUUGCUGGACUUGGAGGAAUACUAUUUUGAACAGCACGUUGCACAGCAUCUGACCGCCACCUCAACCAAGGACAGAAAAGUCAGAGGAUCAUUUAAGGUGUGCUCCAAAUCCAUCAUAUUUGAUCCAGAAGAUAUCGGGGAGCCCAUCUUAAAGAUUCCUCUCAGAGACUGUAAGAAGAUUGAGCUCGUGGAGGAGAAGAACAAUCCUUUCCAUGAGACCAGGCCACCUAACAUCUCUAUUUUAUGUGGACAGGUCUAUUACAUCAAAGAGAACAACAUCAUCGCACCUUAUGGAAGUGAAAGGGGAGAAAAGAGAUUCACCUUUCAGCUGGAAGUUUGGAGUAAAACUGAAGAUGUUGUCCAAAUAUUACUACAGCUCCACAGGGCGUCCUGUCUGGACAGACUUGGAGACCAGACUGCGAUGAUUGCAGCAAAUUUACAAUCACGCCUGGCAAGAUCCUCAUUUGAUAAAAACGGUUUUCAGAGUGUUGCAGAGAAGCCACACAUGGAGUGUGAGGUGGAGAUGGUCAUGCCGCUGGUGUCGAAUCCGGGCCAUGUUUGCAUAACUGAUGAAAACCUGUACUUUCAACCACUCAAUGGUUACCCGGAGCAGGUGAUUCAAAUCAAACUCCACAAAGUGAGACGGAUCUACAAAAGACGACAUGGACUCCGACCACUGGGCCUUGAGGUGUUCUGCACCGAGAACGACUCUUGCUCCGACAUCUACCUGAAGUUUUACAACACGGCGGACCGAGAUGAGAUCUACUACUUCAUCGCCACUUUCCUGGAGAACCACGUGACGGAGCACACCGCGGAGAGCUACAUGCUGCAGUGGCAGCGCGGUCACAUCAGCAACUAUCAGUACCUGCUGCACCUCAACAACCUGGCCGACCGGAGCUGCAACGACCUGUCGCAGUACCCUGUCUUCCCCUGGGUCAUCGCCGACUACACCAGCACACAGCUCGAUCUGAUGAACGCUGCUACAUUCAGAGACUUGAGCAAGCCCGUGGGAGCUCUGAACGCAGAGCGACUGGAGAGGCUGCUGGCCCGCUACCGAGGGAUGCCCGAACCUCGUUUCAUGUACGGCAGUCACUACUCAUCUCCAGGCUAUGUCCUGUUCUACCUGGUCAGGAUGGCUCCAGAACACAUGCUGUGUCUCCAGAAUGGCCGCUAUGACAACGCAGACCGGAUGUUUAACAGCAUUGCAGAGACGUGGAAGAAUUGCUUAGAGGGUGCAACUGACUUCAAGGAGUUGAUUCCAGAGUUUUACGGAAAUGAGCCACGGUUCCUGGAAAACGUAAUGAAUCUCGAUCUGGGAAGACGGCAGAAUGGAAGCUUUGUCAGCGACGUUGCACUGCCACCAUGGGCCUCAGAUGCAAGUGAUUUUCUGCAGAAAAAUAGGAUGGCAUUGGAGGGUCAAUAUGUGUCUGAACACCUUCAUGAAUGGAUUGAUCUGGUGUUUGGCUUCAAACAGAAGGGAAGCGAAGCUGUUGCAGCCCACAACGUCUUUCAUCCAUUGACGUAUGAGGGGUGCAUCGACUAUGACAGCGUCGAGGAUCCCGACCAAAGAAUCGCCAUGUUGUGUCAAAUUCUGGAGUUUGGUCAGACGCCCAAACAGCUGUUCACCAGCCCGCACCCCCAGAGGAUCACACCCAGGUUCCACAACAUAACUCCAAGCCCCAGCAUCAACACAGCCAUCAGUGAGCUGUCUCCAGGUUCCCCCACAGAGGACUCCUCCUUUGAAGACCUGACUGAAGAGAGCAGAAAAAUGGCCUGGGCAAACAUGGGCAACCUGAAAAUCCUGACCAGCCACAAAAUCCAUAAAGAGGCUGUGACUGGCAUCGCUGUGACUCGAGAUGGAGCCGCCAUAUUCUCCACAUCACAAGAUUCAACGCUGAAAAUGUUUUCUAAAGAUUUAGCUGAUUUCCAGAGAAGCAUGUCUUUCUCCAACAUGGCGUUAUCAUCGUGUCUCAUGCUUCCAGAUGAUAAAACUGUGGUGUGUUCGUCAUGGGACAACAACGUAUAUUUCUACUCCAUACCCUAUGGCAGGCGCCAGGACACGCUAAUGGGCCAUGAUGAUGCUGUUAGCGAGAUGUGUUGGCACGGCGACCGGCUGUACACCGCAUCCUGGGAUUCCACUGUCAAGGUUUGGAAAUGUGCGUCUGACGUCAUGUCGAGCCACAAGAGGUCUCAGUUUGAACUGCUGGCUGAGUUUGAACACGAUGCUGGGGUAAAUGCCCUGGGUCUGAAUCCAGGAGGCACUCUGCUGGUGACGGGAUGUAAAGAUGGAGCCGUCACCAUCUGGGACACCUUAAGCUGUGGAUUAAUGCAUCAAGUCCAAUGUCACUCCGGAACAAUCCAUCACGUCGCCUUUAGCUCCGACAGCAGGCACAUUCUGAGCACGAGUGCCGACUCCUACCUGAAGGUGGUUGACGUUCAGACGGGCAUGUUGAUCUCCUCCGUGAAAGCCGAGGAAGAGCAGCGGUGUUUCUGCUGGGACGGGAACACGGUGCUCAGUGGGGGCCAGUCUGGGGACCUCCUGCUGUGGGACCUCCUCAGCAGCUCAGUAAUGAAAAGGAUCCCUGGACAUUCAGGGCCCGUAACGGCCAUGUGGAUGAACGAGCAGUGCAACACAGUCAUCACAGGAGGAGAGGACAGACAGAUCAUCUUAUGGAAAUCGUGUUCUUAAGGCCGACGUGGUCUUCGUUUCUACAGGACAAGACGUCCCUUGCCUGAACGGACCGGGCAGAGUUCGGUCACCCACCCAGAGACUCGCUGAACACGUGUUCAGGGUGCAGUCGUACUGUCGACACAGACAGCGCGGUACAACCUGAACCUGUUGGAAAGAGAUGGCCGUCCGUGUCAGCAGGGGCUCAACCAGAAACCGGAGAGAGUUUGGGCAGGUAGCACAAACAGCGUGUCCAUUUUUUUUCCAGCAUGUUGUCCCACUUGGAUGUGGGUUUCGCUCAUCAUGUUACGCUGCUUUUUUUUUCCUUUCUUUUUUUUUUAAGAGCAACCAUGUUCCAGUCGAUCCAUCUUUGUUUUGCUGUUUUAUUGUAUGAAGUGUACCGUGUGGCUCUUACGUCUCUUCUUGCCGCAGUCAAAUUUGAAAUGACCAAUAACAUCGACCGCUAAACUCAACUCUGGGGACUAUUUUGUUACCGUUACACCUAAAUUAGUGUUUAUGAUGGUGUUCAGAAUCUUGCUUGCCGGUGAAUAUGUUGGACAUAUAGCCGGGUAACUCCCUACGUCAGUUAUUUGUGAGUAGAUGGCGUAUGAGUCCUACACACCGCGUUGUGGAGUAAAAGCGUUACACGACCGAGCCGGGUUGAGCUGUGACGGCCGAGUCGGUUCAUAGAUAUCGUCUAUCGUACAGACUGGUCAGAUGCGCUUCUGUGUGGAGAGAUGUUCACUUUUACAGGCGCUGUGGCAGCACGUGGCCGUAGAAAACCAAAGACCCAAAGGUGAAAUGAAGAAGUACAUCACAUGUCCUCUUCAUGUAGAGAUGAGAUGUUAACUCUAAUACUCAAAUGGGACUAUUUUUAACAAAUAUAUAUAUAUUUAGGGUUGUUAAUUACUAUUAUAACUCAAUAUGCCUGUUAGCAUGUGAAUUUUUUUCAGAUAUACUGGGAUAUCUAAUCCAUCCAUAGAUCCAGCUCUAACUUAGAAACUGCUUCACUUUAUUGUUUACAGUAUUGUUUACGGUAUUGUUUACGGUAUUGUUUUCUUGCUCUGAUUCUUCCUCUCAGCGGCAGCUUCUGGGGAUAUUUCAUUUCAAAUCGUGCUGAGAGAAAAGUGUGUCUCCGCUGAGGAACGUGACACUAUAUACCACCAGCCUUAAUAAAUAUGAAAUCUAACAGA